This is a messenger RNA of Zalophus californianus (California sea lion), 482 nucleotides long. Its product is annotated as translation initiation factor IF-2-like. The record is from RefSeq and is a predicted model, not a curated record. Lineage: Eukaryota; Metazoa; Chordata; Mammalia; Carnivora; Otariidae. The transcript has a single exon. The coding region runs from base 27 to 446 and encodes 139 amino acids.
CCGCUGCGCCCGUCGCCGCCGCCCAGAUGGCCGCGGGCGUCGCCCCGCCGCGCCUCCCCCCCUCACCUUCGCCGCGCUCGAGUGGCCGCGCUCUCCCCCGCGCUGCUGUCCCCUCCCGCGUAGUGCUUGCCUUUGUUCCAGGAAUAGCGCUCCGGGUCCCCGCCGCUGCCUCUGGGCCCCGCUCCGGAGCGCGCCGCCGCCCUCUGCGGCCGGCCGGGCCCCUCCCGUGCGCACUUGGACUCGGGCCCGCGCUCCAGCUGCGGGCCGGGCUCGCGUUACACGCCGGGCAGACCACCUACAGCCGGGCCGCCGCGGGCCGCCUCCGCCAGACUGACCGCCAGGCCUGCAGCGCGCUGCCCGGAGACCCGCGCUGCCGCCGCCGUCCACCGCGCGCCACCGACGGCCUGCGGCCUGCGGCGAUCUGGGCUCAGCCAGGAAGUAUCUGAGCGGGCCGCGGCCCCUGGACGGUGACUCCAGCAGCU